Porites lobata is the source of this 4663-nucleotide messenger RNA. The record is from the annotation of a GenBank genome assembly. NCBI's taxonomy places the organism in Eukaryota, Metazoa, Cnidaria, Anthozoa, Scleractinia, Poritidae.
AUGUUAGGAGAAAUUGAUACCCAGAAUUCCGAUGUGAUCGACGUUUCCUUGGAAGAUAAAAAAGCAGAGGACUUGGAUGAAGGCGAGGAAACAGAGGACUUGGGGUAAUUGUCCAUUUUGCCUUUUUCGAACAAUAAUUUUCUCAGCUUUUCACACUAUAGAUUGCUCUCAAUUUUUGUUUUUGCAUGCAUUCUUAUUUUCAUUUCCUCCUUUCAUUUUUCUUCGUUACUCCAUUUUGAGUCACGUGAUGCACUUGGCAACCAUAACCUUGAUCUUGGUUACCUUGCAGAAAGAAACGAAUCACGAUCUCGCUGAAAACAAACAAAAUGGCUCAACAACAGUCAUAUAAGCUAGCUCGAUUCGCGAAAUAUGGGCCACCGUGUCUAACACAAGAAGAAAAAACCAAGUGUGAAAAGGGAUUUGUGCUUGAUUCGAUUGCUGUGAGCACACUGUCUGAUGAUUCGGGCCGCGCGAACCCGAAAAUGGCGACAGCCAUUCCACCAUACAAUGCCCAAAAAGACAAGCAUUCUAAAGGAUAUUUUGAAAAACCUGUUGUCAAAAAGCUAUUGAGGAAGACAGAGCAGGUGAGAAGGACUUGAAUUGAAAUGGUUGCUUUACUUUGUAGUAGAUCGGACGAGCGGAAAUUGCAUUUAAUAUGCAAGUUCCACAUUCCCGGGCGAAAUCUAGAACAAAAUAAUUUCCACUUGAGGAAAGUGCAGUGUUGAUUGUUCUUGUAAGUCCAGGAAUGAAAUCACAAAUUAAAAUGACUUGUUCCUUUUUAAGAAAAAGGUUAUUGUUUUAGUCCAAAUCAUUCUAACAAAUAUUGGUGAUCAGUAAGCCCUCUGUAAGCAAGCGGAUUUUAAUAUUUUGAGCUUUUUUGGUCUAUUAUCUGCAGUGAGAAAACAAAGUGGUAUUCACGUGUACCAUUAUGAUUACAGGUAGAACAGAAUGACUUGAAGUCCUUCCCUUAUUACCAGUGAUCCUAAUCAUUCUAUCAACAGCUGUACAAAUCACCAUUGUAGAGUGUACUGUCAAAUCUGACAAAUGCAGACACCUUGCUUAUACAGACACCCCUUUAUCCCAGACAGCAGGUUAAUCCCUAGAGUCUCCUCACAGUCAUUCUUAGAAUUUGUCAUGCGUUUGUCCUUCACGGUUGUUUGUGAGAGAGGAAUGGGUGACACAAGAACUUCUGCAUGCGACGCUGUUAAGUGGAGUGGAACAUUUGACUGAAACAAACUUCUAUCAUUUACACACUCUUGCAACAACAGGCUUACGGAUAAUUUUUUAGGUCCUGAUGGCACAGAUAACAAGCAGCAUCUUUCAACAUUAACACUCAAUACAAACAAUAGUUCAUCAAAUGCCAUUCCCUGUAGGCUACAGUGGGAUUUAUAAUUCUUCUGUUGCACAGCAUUUCAAAGGAGGCCCUUUGCCGCAAACCAUUCACGUGGUACUUUUGCUCUCCAGCAUAGCAGUUUUGUAACAUGUGAAUGGCUAGCUGCAAAGGGCCUAUUGUGUUAAUCUCAUUAAAAUGUUUCUAAGGAAAUUCUUGCACCCCCUUUUUUAUCAACCCUUUUUGCUAUUAAAAACAUUAUUUAAUUCAUUCUGAGUGUCCACAAUGAUGACAGUUGACACAGACUCGUUUUACCUGAUAUGCAUGUGUGUUUUCAGAAAAUACCCCCCCCCCCAGGGAUAAGAAAAUCUCUUAGCACUCCUCCCCCCUUCCCCAUGCCCACCCUCUUAAAUUCCCAUUUUCCAAACAUAUUCUUUUAAUACAUUUAGGACCCUCCGGGUGACUCCAUUGCUGGAAAACAAAUGGACAAAUUCUACGACAAGGGAAUGAUGGGUACUUACAUUAAGCUUCGUAACAGUGCUGGAGCUGGUAAGAUAUUUUGCUAAAUUAAGCCCAACCUUGUUCCCAGGGUUCUCUCCUACCCAUCCCUAUGGAGCGAGAGAGAGAGAGAGAGCCUGAGAACAAGGUUGAAUAACGCCCUCAAAAUAGUCGAAACGUACCUACAAAAACAGGCUACUCUCUCAUUCUCUUUGGGCCCGCAGUAAUUGCCAAUUGAUGUUGUGGUGUCCCCGCCUGUACUCUUGUGAAUAUAUGCAUGUACACUUUUUUUCUUGUAGUGUCACUUACCUUAAUGUUAUUGUCUGGCGAAGUUAAUAAAAGAAAAAAGAAAAUAAAGUAACUAGCAAUAAUUAUUUGCCUGUGAUGAUUUUGGUUGUGACAAGAGCCCUGUAUGACCCUGAGUGAGCACUCCCAUGGCUUUGUGCCCACGCAACAGUGUUUUCACAGACAAGCUUCUUUUAAAUUGAUUUUUCCCCAAAGUUUGACCGUCAAAUCAGUCAGCAAAACCCAGAAACCAGAGAAUAAUAUUUCUGAUGUUCUUUUCUGUUUUCAUGUAACAUGCAAGGAUGCACCCUCAGUGCCUCCAUUUUCGUGAGAAAAAGUGCACCAAAGUGAUGUUCAAAAUAUCAUCUGUGAUAGUGGUAUAAAAUCCAUGAAGCCCUAUUAAGACCCUUGCUGGUCAUUGUUGAUCACAAAUCUGCUAGCUGGAUCGGUUCAGGGUAGCUUGAGUUGAAAUCCUCGGCCAGGGUAGCCAGGGGAAAUCCUGGCCCCCGCCUCGUAAUGACAGCCCUGCUUGGACAUGCUUGAAAAUAGCCAACUGGUUUGCCCGUGGCCAGUUGGUAUUCUUAACCUCAUUAAGUUUAAGUUAGAUUAUCAUUCGAAGCAAAUUUUUCUCUCUUUUCACUGGCCAAGAGCCCACCACGUGACCUGCAAAUAAUUACCUACAAAUAAUGGUCUUCUCAUGCAUAAUGCCGUCCGACUGUGUUUGGCUGCAAAUAAUAUUUUACUCAUGCGUAAAGGAAACCGUGCUUUUCUCCUUCUUGCAAUCACUAUUGCAUGAAAAUGGCCCAAGGAUGUUCAUUAAAAAAGACAAACUCGGUGAUCAAAUGAUAAAACAAUUAUUGAACUCGGUUAUCACAAAAUAUCGUGAUUUGUCAGUGUCUAGCUCGCACAUCAAUAUUUAUUGUUUGCCUCAGCAUUUGGCUUCACGAUAUUUUGCUCAACCUCGUCCAAUAAUAUUGUUAAUUAUUUGUUCCAGACAUUUGCUGGGCCCCACUAGCAUCAGUGCUAUAAAUACUGCUGAGGGUAAAUAACAGAAUUAUUGUUAGUAAUAUUUUACCAUUAUUGAUUAAAUUAUAUAUUCUUAUUAUUAUUCUUUCAGGGCACUCAACCAGCCAAGUUGGUGGUCAUGGUUUGUUCAUGGAAAAUAUUCCUCCCCUAAAUGGCUUCAAUGGCUCCUUUGGUUUUCGAAGAAACACUCCUUGGCUUCGAAAUCAGCCAUCUGUUUUUACAGGUUUGUUCAAUCAUGCAAGUAAACCUUGCAAAACGUUUACAGUGUUGCAAUUUGCAAUUGUGGCAGUUAGAGUCUGAGUAAAAGUUUUAAUGAAGAAUAUUGAUCCCUGCAUUCAACAGAAUUACCCCUCUGUCUCUUUCUCAACACAAAAGGUUGCUAGGCUAUGGUCGGGCGAACAGCUUCAUUUUCGUACAAUAUUUGAAACAAAGAGAACCUGGUGAUAUUAUUUUGUGAACACCUUAAAAUAGUAUGUCUCUUGACUUUCAGCUUUUUCAUAAUGUUCAACCCAGAUCAUGUAUAUAAAUAUAAUUGCAAUAAUGUUGUUUAGUACAAUCUUAUGUUCAUGUAUAACAUCAUUCUGUUUCUUUAUAAAUUUGGAUAAAACAGCAUUGAACGAGUGAAAAGAGAGAAGCCGGUAUGUUCUUCUCAUCUGAAUAUUGAUCUCAGAAUUUUUAUUUCUUUUCCAUACUUUUCAGGAAAAAUUGACAGUCGCUCACUAGUCCCUUGAGGAAAUUCUAAUGCUCACAAAUGUCAAAGACACUGGCAUCAACCUACUAACUGGUACAGAUUUAAUGUUCAAGUGUGAAUGAAAAUGUUACUGAGUACAAGUGAUGUACAUAGUAAUAUAAUGAUCUUCUGUGUUUGAAGUCACUGCUUCUGAAGUGUAAGUGGCAUAACAUUUUACAAUAUUAACCCCCUCUCUGGAUUCAUUUCUCUUAUGUUAAACAUAACUCCCUGUAAAGCAGUAGUCUGGCCCUUUUCAUUACUUGAACAAUCUUGGAGAACAACAGACUGCAAGUUUUGGAAUGACUUAUGUUCAAAAUUAAUACAGUCCAAGCUGUCAAACAGUCUUGACGGAAUUGAAAUUGGUAAUGAAGAGUCUCCAUUGCACUGAAAGGGGAGAGGCUACACUCCUGAAAAUGUAGCAUGCUGAAACAGGACAGGAGAGGGUGUGAGGAACUAAAAAUUAAAGUUAGUAUACCAUGGAACAUGAACAGGAUUUAGUUGAGAUCUCCCAAGAACAAAUCGUGGAAGGCAACAUACAGUGUACUUUAAUUUUAAAGUGAAAUGUCCAUAAAAUGUAUCUGUUUUCUAAUGAGAAAUGCUACAAGAAUUUUGCAGGUUAACUUUCCUAGUCACAAUAUUGUUAUUAUAACAUAAAUGGCACUCUGUGACUUAUUGAUGACAAAGCUUUGUACUCCAGUUUAACUUAUUUUUAAAUUAUUAUUCAGACCAAAAUGGUUCUUAAAAAAUUAUGUUUUACCUGAAGUGUGCAAAUAAAAAUUUUAAUGUUGUUAAAA